CCCAAUUUUCUUGGGAGGGUUCAGCUCAGCUCACAUUCUAAAAUUUCCCAAAAGAAGUUGGCGGCGGGUGGAGGGAGAGAGAAAGAGAGCGGCGAUGGAGAAGAGAGCGAAGAAGCCGAUACAUCUCUUCUACUGCGCGGAGUGCGAAGAGCUCGCGAGGAAGGUUGCGGAGCAAUCCGACGCCAUUCAGCUCCAAUCCAUCUCUUGGAGAAGCUUUGAUGAUGGAUUCCCAAAUCUCUUUAUCAAGAAUGCACAUGAUAUUAGAGGGCAGCACGUUGCUUUUUUAGCUUCUUUCAGUUCUCCUGGAGUAAUUUUUGAGCAGAUUUCUGCAAUAUUUGCAUUGCCAAAACUCUUCAUUGCCUCCUUUACAUUGGUUUUACCAUUCUUCCCAACUGGUUCUUUCGAACGUGUGGAAGAAGAAGGAGAUGUGGCUACUGCAUUUACAAUGGCACGCAUAUUGUCAAUGAUCCCUAAAUCUAGGGGCGGUCCAACCAGUGUGGUCAUCUAUGACAUACAUGCUCUGCAGGAAAGAUUCUACUUUGGGGAUGAUGUCUUGCCUUGCUUUGAAAGUGGUAUACCUCUGUUGUUGCAACGUCUUCGCCAGCUUCCUGAUGCCGAUAAUGUAACAAUAGCAUUCCCAGAUGAUGGUGCAUGGAAGCGUUUUCACAAGCAACUGCUAAAUUUUCCUAUGGUUGUUUGUGCAAAAGUUCGUGAAGGUGAUAAGAGGAUAGUUCGAAUUAAGGAAGGCAACCCUGAGGGUCGGCAUGUCGUAAUUGUUGACGACUUGGUGCAGUCUGGAGGCACUCUUAUUGAAUGUCAGAAAGUUUUGGCUACUCAUGGUGCUGCAAAAGUUAGUGCAUAUGUCACCCAUGGUGUCUUUCCCAAGCAAUCAUGGGAGCGAUUCCUGCAGAAUGGUUCUGAGGGGUCGCCAAACAAUUUUACUUACUUCUGGAUAACAGACUCCUGCCCACUUACUGUCAAGACCAUAGCAAAUAGCGCUCCAUUUGAGGUGCUCAGCCUUGCUGGAUCCAUUGCAGAUGCUCUUCAAAUCUAAUACUGCAAUAAAGACUGGUAUUGGAAUGGAGAUGAACUUUGCAGAUACUAUCCUAAUAUUUGUAAAAACUCAUUAGGACUCGUGUUACCAUGGAGAUAAGCUGAUUCAAUUUUGGAAGCACCAAAAGAUGAUCUGAGAGAAAAUCAUGGGCUUGUAGUGCCCUCUACUGAGCUUUUUUUUCCUUCCUUUUUGUUUACUUUUUUUUUUUUUGGGUAAUGGUACACGGGAUGUCCUUUUGUUCGUAUUUAACUAUUGAUUAGCUGCAAGAAUGACUAGCUGCCCUCAAAUUGUUCAAUAUAUCUAUGCGUCACAGACAGCUCAUGAAAAGUUCUAUAUAGUCCAUAUUCAAAAA
Messenger RNA from Elaeis guineensis (African oil palm), 1406 nucleotides. RefSeq names its product ribose-phosphate pyrophosphokinase 4. Lineage: Eukaryota; Viridiplantae; Streptophyta; Magnoliopsida; Arecales; Arecaceae. Gene Ontology annotation, biological process: 5-phosphoribose 1-diphosphate biosynthetic process; purine nucleotide biosynthetic process. Gene Ontology annotation, cellular component: cytoplasm; ribose phosphate diphosphokinase complex. Gene Ontology annotation, molecular function: magnesium ion binding. The record is from RefSeq and is a predicted model, not a curated record.